AUGUUGCGCUUGGCUCAGCUGCGGCUGCUUAUGCAGUUGGCUGAAGUGUGGCUUGAUGGGCACAAGGAGUCCUUCUAUAAGGUGAAGCCUGAAGCUCGAAAUAUGCCAGCAGGUGAGUUACAGCAGAUGCAGGAAUCCCGAGAGAGGCUGAAGUGCCAAGAUAUGGACUGGUACCUUCAGAAUGUGGAUGUGGAACUGGCGUGGGAGGAAAAUCACAUUUGCAUCCCUGGUGCCAAAAAGGCCGGUUGA
Durusdinium trenchii is the source of this 249-nucleotide messenger RNA. Lineage: Eukaryota; Dinophyceae; Suessiales; Symbiodiniaceae. The record is from the annotation of a GenBank genome assembly.